This is a messenger RNA of Scomber japonicus (chub mackerel), 3744 nucleotides long. RefSeq names its product elastin microfibril interfacer 2a (gene emilin2a). The transcript is spliced from 9 exons. NCBI's taxonomy places the organism in Eukaryota, Metazoa, Chordata, Actinopteri, Scombriformes, Scombridae. The record is from RefSeq and is a predicted model, not a curated record. Gene Ontology annotation, molecular function: protein binding. Bases 99 to 3452 code for a protein of 1117 amino acids.
CAAACUUGAGUUAUUGGAGUUGGAUCAGUUACUGGGACAAUGUGACUUUGGUGUUUGGGAACGUCGCGCAUGGUAAUAACAGAGUAGCUCUCUUUCUUAUGCUAGGAAUAUUUAUUUUGAGACUGUUGUUAAGUAUGAAUAACAGGCAUGCAGAGAUGGACUGGUGGUGGACAGUUUUCACACUGCUUUUGAAUUUUCAAUUCACUUACGGGUCCCCCUCCUCUUAUGACUUGUUUCACGGGUCUGCAUACACUGGAGUGGUACACAGACACAGAAAUAGGAACUGGUGCGCCUAUGUGGUGCACAAGAACGUGAGCUGCGCCGUGAAGGGGGGUGUGGAGAGCUUCGAGGAGCCUGUGAUGGCCCCCUGCCCACCCUACCAGCCCGACUGCCAGCAACAAGUGACAUUCCAAUCUCGGUUUCGGCCCACAUACAAGAUUGCCUACAAGACAGUCACAGAGUUAGAGUGGAGAUGCUGUCCUGGUUACCAAGGUCUAGACUGUAAAGAUUUAAAACCACCCCCAGACCGACAAUUAGUGCAGGGGACACAGCCUUACCACCCAUCAAAUCCUGUACAUACAACCAGACACACACAGAGGCCAGAGCGGAGAGAGACUGGGCACCAUGAGACGAGGCACGGUGGGACAGAUAAGGUGCGUCUUCUGGAAGGUGAAGUUCAGCGCUUGUCUCAGACAGUACUGGAUCUCCAGUCAGCUUUGUCAGGGUUAACCACCAACCUCCGUACAGACCUGCAGGAAGACACAAAGAAGAUGCUGGAGACACUUCUCAGCAACAUCCGCCCACCAGACACACCCACAGCCACAGACACAGAGGAGACCCCAGCAGUACUGGAUGGUCAUCAGGCUACCAGAGGUGGGAUUGCUGGAGAAAAGGCCAUAGAAAAAAUAGUGGCCCGUUUAGAUGAUAUCAACAAUGCAUUGAAAAGCAAGGAUGAAGCUUUGGAAGACAUUAGAGGAACCAUGUCAAGUCAUGAGGGGCAGAUUCGUGUCUUAAUGGAUGCUUCACAAUCUCAGACUCCAGCAAUGGUGGAGCUUGAUGUUAUACAGACCCAUAUUGAUGGAAAGCUUGAGAAACUGAAGAAGGAGUUAGACCAGAAUGUAGAGGAACACAUGGCCAAGCUACAAAGCUCAUACAAUGACAAGAUUCAGGCCUUGCAGAAUACUUGUGAAAACAGCUGUGACAAAGGUUUGAUCACCCUCACCAAGCUGGUGGACAGCAAGGAGGCUGACCUGAGAAAGGAGAUCCGGUCACUGCGCCUGGACAUGGCUGCGGCAGAUGGACCUGUACGAAUUCAGAGGCAGACAGAUCCAUCCAAAGAGGGAGAGGAUCACAGUGACCACAAAGACUUGUGGCGUGACAUUGAUCGUAUUGCAGAGGCUCACCGCAUCCUGAAUGUCCGCAUUGACAACGAGUUGGCUCACCUGUCUGCACCUCGGGAAGACAAUGACUUAAGCCUACUGAUUGAGGAGCUGGAGGCGCGCAUAAAUGUCACAGAACAAAAUGCAGAGACUCACUGUUUCUAUAUAGAAGAGAAGCUGACCCGUACAAUUGCAGAAGAAGUGGCAGCCCUUCAGCAGAUUCUGGAUGAGCGUCUGAACAGCAUGGAGGACCAGUUUACAAACAUGCUGGUGGAAAUGAGCAACAAGUCCUUCCCUGGGAUGUUUGGGGAAUCCAUGGAUGCCAUCCAGACACAGGUCAACAACAACAAGUUCCUCCUUGAGGGUUUGGAUCAUAAAGUAAAUGCUGUUGGAGAGUUGUGCUCUGCAGGAUGUUCAGCCUCAGGAAUAACUGUAGGUGGAGAAGCCUCAUCAACCACAUUUAAGGGUGUAGAACACAUUUUGAAAGACCUGACCCGGUAUAGGAAUGAAUUGGAUGUUCUGAACACAGAUGUUAAUGCAAACACAGGCAAGCUCACGCAACUGGAAAACCUUCUUAACAGGCAGUCAGAUGGGAUUGAAAGAGGUUCCAAGACGAUGGGAGACUUUCAGAAGGGAUUGAUUAAUCUCCAAGAUAAUGUUCUUGGUCUGGCUGGUGCUGUUACUGGGUUAAGUGAUUCCUUGAGCAAAUACAACCAAGAUAUACACAGAAUAAACUCAACAUGCUGCCAGGCUGAGCGGAGUGCCACUUGGAGUCCAGUUCCUGGUGGUCAGGCAGACGCCACCAGCCGUCAGGUGGAGGAGCUGAAGAGCAGACUUAAUGCACUCAGUAAUCAGGUGUCAUCUGAACUGAGUCAAUGUAAACAGAACACCCAGGGUGUUUCCGAUGGCAUCUCUGCUGUAGAUGGACGUGUAACCAGACUUGAGAAGGUGUGUGGAAGGUUAGACGGGAUUUCUGUUAAUAUCAGAGAGCUGAAAGAUGGGCUGGAGAGACAUGUUGGUGGCCUGCGGGAAUGUGUCAACAGGAUGAACGUCACCUGUGGAAAUUAUGGCGCAGACAUCGCCGCGAUGCAGAAUGCCUUGCAGAGAUUGCAGACACAGAUUACUUCCAAGGAGCCAGGAAUGACCCUCAGACCCCAGGGGCCCGUCUCUUCGCCAGAUUCAACUCCAACAAGAACCAGAGUCCAACAAAUCCACAUACCACUCAUCUUCAAUCCACAGCAAUCUAGCCCCAGGCAGCCUCACAAUCCCAGCCAACCAGUGCAACCCAACAGACACACAAUCUUGAUCGGCCAUCCCUCUAGCCCCCAUUAUCCAGUCCACCCCAGUCAACCCCUUGCUCCGGUACAGCCAGUGGUGGAGACUGGCGAGGCAGGACCGCCAGGAUAUACCCGCAGGGUGACUGUGCGGAGAGGAUCAGAGGACUCAUCUAGAACGCCAGUCAAAGGUUUUGCUGGAGCACCAGGCUAUCCUUCUCUGCAGCCUGAGCCUUUCAAGCCCCAGUCAAAAAGCCGUCGAGCUUCGGUGGCAUCCAAGAUUCCCUGGAACCUGUCUCACCAAGCUCCAGUUGCAUCACCAGUUUCAGUAGACAACAGCGCCUUUGCAGAUCCCUUUUCCUUCUCUGCUGGCCUCACUCAGCAGCCCUUCUCAGGAGACUUUGGCAUCGUCCGCUUCAACAGAGUUCUAGUCAACGACGGUGGACACUACAGUCCCCAAACAGGGAUCUUUACUGUUCCACUGGAUGGCCGAUACCUGAUUUCAGGCCUGCUGACAGCAAAGCAGGGCGACCGCAUAGAGGCCGUCCUGUCUGUGUCUAACCGCAGCGUCCAGAAGCUUCAGAGCUCAGCCGGGCCUGUGGCUGGCCAGUAUGGGAGCUCAGCCAAUGGUAACUGCGGCUGUGGUGGUUCAGUGUCCUUCAGUCUGAUCCUGCCCCUGAGGAAAGGAGACCGCGUAGGCCUGGUGAGGACCGGAGGCCAGCUGGCCACCACCGAGGCCAGGGAGAUCCUCUCCACCUUGAGCGCCAUCUUCCUGUACGCACCACAGGCCAGCAGAUAGCUGGAGCUCAGCUGGCCAGUAACAGCAAAGACUGAAACUGGACUGGAGGAAAUGUGGAGGAAAACAUAGUUAUCACUGUUUCGCUGUGAUGCAGCUACUUUACUGAGCAGUGUGAACAUUUUCAGCUAUAAAUGCCAAAACUGUACUCUGUUACAACCCUUACAUACUGUUCUGACCAUUUACAGUAUCCCCUUAUAAUUAGUCUCUAUACCACAGUUCAAUCAUUUUCAGAGAGCAGAGAGAGUAUAUUUGUUAAGUUUUAUAUGAUUUGUUUAUGGAGAAAAAACAUCAA